Molecule: messenger RNA, 2496 nt
Organism: Chaetomium globosum CBS 148.51
Lineage: Eukaryota; Fungi; Ascomycota; Sordariomycetes; Sordariales; Chaetomiaceae
Exons: 2
Coding region: 1-2496 (831 amino acids)
Molecular function (GO): protein dimerization activity
Source: RefSeq, a predicted model, not a curated record
AUGACCAACCUCGACGACCGCUCCUUUGAUGAUUCCUCGUCGGCAUCGAGCCUGACGCCUAGCCAGUCGGUUAGUCAGACUUCUGGAUCGUUUAUGAACUUAUCACACGCCGGCCGCGACGCGCUUUCCAUCCUGCGACGAACUCGAAGCGUAAAGGACCAACUCGAGAUUGUCGACGAAGCAAACCUUCCCACCGAAGACAGUCAGUUGCCGAAGAUUUGGAUACAAAACAAGCCAUAUAUCAAUACAAAGUGGCUAUACAAGAAGCGAAAGAGGUGGUCAAAGGUGGAUGAGUACGGCGAGAGAUACGUUAAGCUCGACAGGGACGACAGCAGCCUUGGAGAGUACUGGCUUUGCGAUCCCUGUAUGCAAGAGGGCAGAACUUCGCUAUAUGCCACUACCAAUGGCGCUACAACGACUGUCAAACUACACCUUCAGAAGGACCACGGUUUGCUGAUCAGUAUCGGGAGCUCUGGAGGAGGCAGUGAAGCUGGCGAUUCGGAGCCUAGUCCUCGCCGUCAGAAGACUCUAGAAGAGAGUCUGAGGAGAACACUUGUGUCCAAAACAACAGGGCAGCUCUUUAGGAAUACGUUGCUCAGAUGGCUAGCUAGCGCAAAUAUUCCGUUCUCCGGCAUCGAACACCCUCUUUUUCGCCAGCUCCUCUGCCUAAUGGAUAAGGAUCUUCUACAGGAGGUCCUGCCUCAUAGCGGCGACACCGUCAGGGCGUGGAUGAAGGCCGAGUUCGAGGCUGAGAAAGAGCUCCUGAGAGCCGAGCUUGCGAGGUCUCCAUACAAGAAACACCUGACAUUUGAUCUCUGGACCUCUCCAAACCAAUACGCUCUCCUUGGCAUCACCGUCCACUUCGUCGAUCAAUCACAACAGCUGCAGUUUCGCCUCCUGGCGUUGAAACGCAUAUUUGGGAGCCACGGAGGUGAAAAUCUUGGUCUCGUCCUAGAGGGCGUAAUUGAGGAUUUUGCUCUUUCCGAGACUGUCGGUUACCUAACCGCUGAUAACGCGGAUUCGGGUGAUUCGGCCGUACGAGAGCUAUUUCAGGCCCUUUUUCCUGAAGACAACUCGAUCUCCGACCUUGCCCGCCAACGACGAAUUCGCUGCGUCAAUCACGGACUAAACCUGAGCGCGACCGGCUUCCUCGGCGGUACGUUUAAGGAGGCUAUCAAGAAGCUCCCUCCUGGAUCAGAAGAGCGCAAAUUCCUUCAAGAAGAGAACGACUUCCUCGAGCAUUGGCGUCAAUCGGGCCCCAUUCAGAAGCUUCACGACUUGAUGGGGUGGAUUAGAAGAGGCGCACAACGAAGGGAGCAGUUUCUUCAGUUCACACGCGGAGAGCUUACAGAAGAUGAGCUUCUCGAAUUCGGCCAGGUUCUAUGGGACACUCGUGAGUUUGGCGGCUUGAUGGUGAAGCAGGAUAAUGAUACUAGAUGGAAUUCGUUUUUCGAGUCUGCAAAGAGGGCGUUGCAACUCAAAGAUCCGGUUGAGAUUUUCCAGAGGAGGAUGGUCAACGAGAGGGACCCAAAGAAGCGCCUCCCUGAAGAAUAUCUUCUCAGAGACGAUGACUGGUCUUUCCUCGGUAUCGCCGUUGACGUACUUGAGCCGGUCUUUCGCCUCACAAAAAGAUUUAAGGAUAGGGCGCCUCGAAUCGCUGAGGUAGCAGCAUCUUUGCACUACCUACUCGAUCACUUUCGCCGGCAGCGGAGUAUUUACAUCGACAACAUCGCGAAUGCUACGAUGGACGGCCCUGACUUCGCUGGUACCUCAAUCUUUGUGGGCCAUCAGCUACCGGCGUUACAGCCGAUCGCGCCGCCGAACACUCAGUCAGAGAUCUUCUCUGACCGACCACAACGGCAGCGACGUGAGCCUGCGAGAUACAGAGACGGCGUAGACGGCGCAGACGACGCAGAAACUACGGGAAACUACAAUUCAGCUGAUUUUUCCGACCGGCAAAACCUUCGUGCGUUAAGGGCCAGUCUUGCUGUUGCCAUCUACAAGAUUGACAAAUACAUCGCCACUCUAGAGGACUCGCCUGCUUACUGGGCAGCGAUGAUCCUGCACCCUGGCCUCAAGAAGCGAUGGAUUGAGAAGCAGCUCUCCGAAGAACACGCUCAGCGUGUGAUUCAAGGCUUCAAGAAGUUCUUUGACGAAGAUUACAACAAGCACGGCUCUCCAGCCCCCCGGCGGACUAUCCAGACUCGGCCGAAUUACCUCAUCGACGAAGACUUCUACGACAAGCCUGAAGACCCCCUCCUAAAGGAUGAGCUUCUUGAGUACUUUUCUAUGCCGUUGUUACCUGUGGAGGAUCCUCUGGAAUGGUGGCGCCGGCACCAGACUUCAUUGCCAAAGCUGGCAAAAAUGGCAUUCGAUAUCCUCUCCAUACCCGCCACUUCUUGUGAGAUUGAAAGAUUAGUUAUUCAAAUCAAACUCAAACUCAAAUCAACUUUUACCCUGGGCUCUCAAAUCAAAUCAAAUUCGGGCCUGAUUUAA